Molecule: messenger RNA, 933 nt
Organism: Cygnus atratus (black swan)
Lineage: Eukaryota; Metazoa; Chordata; Aves; Anseriformes; Anatidae
Gene: C27H8orf58
Product: chromosome 27 C8orf58 homolog
Exons: 6
Coding region: 1-933 (310 amino acids)
Source: RefSeq, a predicted model, not a curated record
AUGUGGGGUGGCUCCCGCGCCGUCUGGAAGAGGAGGUGCAGCUGCUAUGGUCCCUGGGAGACGGCGGAGAGCUGCGUGGUGCGCACGUCCGCCAGCGUCUACCGUCGGCUGCACGAGAGCCCCCGGAGCCCCCCGGUGGGGAUGAGCGGGGAGGAAUCGGGCGCUUGGGGCCCCCCGCAGCCCCAGCCAGCCCCGGGCAGCCCCCAGGCGAGCGGGCGGCUCCUCAAGUCGGAGUCGGAGGACUCCGGGGUGGAGAUGGCGAGCAACGAGAACUCACCCUCCACCCCUCUGGGCUCCGAGAGCAGCUUCUCCCUCGACGGCUUCCAGCCAGCCCGCGGGGACCCCCCGAAGAGCCCCCCGGGAGGGGAACGUGGUGCUGAGCCCCCCCGGCCCCUCCGCAGCCGCUCGGCCAGCAGGAAGCCGGGGCAGCAGCGCAGCAGGAGGCAGCGGCAGCUCAACCGGCGCAGCACCAGCGCUGGGGACCCCCGGGAGCUCGGCGCCGAGGAGCCCGAAGCAGCCGGGGCCGAGGCGGAGGCGGCAAUGCCGGGGCAGGGGCUGCGGUACCUGGAGCACAUCUGCCAGAUGCUGGAGCGCGUGGCACGGCUGCAGCAGGACAACCGGCUGCUCCGGCAGCAAGCGGCGGGCGCCCGGCGCGCCGGCACCGUGCCCAGCAGGCAGCAGGAUCCGGCCACGUGGAGGAGCGAGCGGUUCCGGGCGCGCUCGUGCUCCGACAGCCAUGCGCCAGCCCCCGACCCCGCACCGUGCCGGAGGAGAUGGGUGCACUCCGCCAGCUCCCCCAGCCUGCUGGACCCCUCCGAGAGCGGGUCGGGCGCCCCGUCCCCAGACAAGGACGGGCGCUCGCACUGGGGGCGCGUCAAGGUGCUGCUCACCCGCCUGGCCCGGCGCUCCCUGCGGGGAGGCCGCUGCCGGUAG